AUGUGUCGGCAGAUCAAGUUCCCAGCCGACCCAAUACAAGUCUUCCGGUAUUUGGAUGACGACGGGUCCGGAGAGCUGACGUUGGAGGAAAUGGACCCGGAAGGGAACUACAUUUGGGCUCCUUGGAAUCCACCAAAAACAUGUUCCUCUUUGUUUUCGCGCACGUUUUCUUGGGCCACCUUCGUGGAAUGGUGCUCUCAAAACUUUGCAGGAGGUGCUGACUUCGUUCAGAAGCUUCUUCCAAAGAAUGCAAAGGAGAAGAAGCUGACAGCUUCGCAAUUCAAAGAAGGGAUUGUGAAGUCUGGGUGGAGCCAUGGCGAGGAGCAGCUCCUUUUCCGGGCCGUGGACCUCAAUGCUGAUCAGGUCAUUGAUGUGAAUGACUUGAAGUGGUUGGACGUCCAAGCCAAGCGUGCCCAGAUCAAGCGAACAGCCCGGCAGCGUGCCUUAAAGGAACGGAGGAAGCAGACCUUGAACCCGAAGAUGGUGUCGGUGACCAUGAACGAUGAGUUCAAGGAACGCCUGAAGCGCAUGUGCGGGAACUACUUGCGUGCCUGGCGCUUGGCCUUGAGUCCCAACGACUCGGUUACGAUCUCCAGGACACAGUUCCUGACAGCCUGCUCCAACCUGGGCUUCAAGGAUGCUGGCAAGGUUCUGUGGCACGCAUUUGGCAAGGACGAGCUCAGCCAGGUCUCCUUGGACUUCUUGGAUGUGGAGACAGCAGAGGUCCUGGCCCACUUCCAGCGUGUGGUGCAGCAAUUGGGCGGUGUUCAGGCUGCGUGGAGGGUUUUUGACAAGAAAGAUGUGAAGAGAGUGAAGCUGCCAGAGUUUCUGGAGACAAUGAAGCAAGUGGCCCCAAGUUUGCCAGCGAAGCAGCUCUUCAACGGACUGGACUUAGAUGCGAAUGGCCGACUGGCCGUGGACGACUUCAAGUUCUUGGAGAAAUGGAAGUUGCCGGAGUAUCUGACGGCGAAGCCUUCGGAGGAAGCCAAGAAUGCGGUCAAGAGACAACUCAUGUUGGUUUACAAGAGCUACUUGAAGGCCUGGCGAGUAGCCUUGGACCAGGACAACUCCAACCGUUGCAGCUGGCCAGAGUUCCAGGCGGCCUGUCGAAAGGUCGGAUUCAUGGGGGAUGUCGCAGGCGCAUGGCGUGCGUUGGACGCGGACUUGUCGGGGAGCAUCACAUUGCUUGAGAUCGACAGCGAGAGCAGUUCGGUUUUGGCGAACUUCAAGGCCUGGGCAGAUCAAAACUUUGGUGGUAUCCGCUCGGCCUUCGCGGUCUUCGACGACGACGGGUCCAACAGCGUGACGCUACGUGAGUGGCGGCAUGCCUGUCGCAUCUAUGGGUUCAAUCAAGGAGCCUCGAGCCUUUUCAAGCAACUGGAUGCUGAGGGUAUGGGCUCCUUAUCACUGGACCAGGUGGCCUUUCUUGACGACUGGGAUUUCCAACCAGAGAAAGAAUCGCCCCCAGCAACACCGCGGCCGGAUGCGACGAUGCGCAGCGCUGCCUCGAAGGGGCGUCCAUCAGUGAAAAAUGUCAGCCUCUUGCAGGAACUGGUUUGGCUCUGGAAUGGGCUAACAGUUAACGCCCUGGUGCUUUGUGUCUCAGCAAAGCUUUGUGGCAUUUCGACGGAAGCACCACAAGCUGCAAGGUUCUCCCCCGCCUUCAUUGGCUUGUCCGACAGUCACUGCCGGAAACCAGCUUGGCACCUCCAGAGCGCAAUUGCUGGCACACCCUCCCCUGCCGCCGGCCGCGGCCACCGUCGCGUGGGCCGAGCACGGGCCUUCCCGGCAUGUCGGCAUUUUGCCCGCUUGGAUGGGGUCCGCUCCCUUGCAGCCUCACCCAGAGCUGCAGGCUAUGAAAUGCUUAUGUCGCCUGACCCUCGCGACCCGCCCAUGGUGAAGAUCAGCCGCUUCCGGUGGCUGCGCGAGCGUCGCGUCGCUGAGCGUGCGGAGCGGCAUGAGCGGCCCAAGACCACCCCGGCGGACGCUUGGCACCGGUGGGGGCGGGGGCCUGGAGAGCGAACAGCAACCAACCCAGGCGAACCAGUUUAA
This is a messenger RNA of Durusdinium trenchii, 2052 nucleotides long. Lineage: Eukaryota; Dinophyceae; Suessiales; Symbiodiniaceae. The record is from the annotation of a GenBank genome assembly.